UGCCACCUGUCAGUGUCCAUCAGUGCUAGCAGUCAGUGCUCAUCAGUCACGUGCCAGUGCACAUCAAUGCCACAGUGCCACCAGUGCACAUCAAUGUCACAUAUCAGUGCCCAUCUGAGCUGCCUUUCAAUGUCACCCAUCAGUGCCAGUCAGUGCCACCUAUCAAUGCCAAUCAUCAAUGCCGCCUAUCAGUGCCAGUCAGUGCCGCCUAUCAGUGCCAGACAGUGCCACCUAUCAGUGCCAUAUAUCAGUGUCAUGUAUCAGUGCUGCCUUUCAGUGCCCAUCAGUGAUGCCUGUCAAUGCCCAUCAGUGCAACCU
Molecule: messenger RNA, 318 nt
Organism: Staurois parvus
Lineage: Eukaryota; Metazoa; Chordata; Amphibia; Anura; Ranidae
Source: the annotation of a GenBank genome assembly